Messenger RNA from Nematolebias whitei (Rio pearlfish), 3718 nucleotides. It is a transcript of the gene epha4b, whose product is annotated as eph receptor A4b. Gene Ontology annotation, biological process: axon guidance; cell surface receptor protein tyrosine kinase signaling pathway; protein phosphorylation. Lineage: Eukaryota; Metazoa; Chordata; Actinopteri; Cyprinodontiformes; Rivulidae. Gene Ontology annotation, molecular function: transmembrane-ephrin receptor activity; ATP binding; protein binding. The record is from RefSeq and is a predicted model, not a curated record. Gene Ontology annotation, cellular component: neuron projection; plasma membrane.
CUCCUCAAUCGCAGGGCUGCGCUCACCGACUCCACGCCGCCAACAGGGAUGCAGCGAGGGCGCAGCGCAGCCUGAAAAAUGGCACCACCGCGGCUCCUGUGGAUCUAUCCGUCCCUUCCCCUCCUCUCCUCCCUGCUCCUUCUUUUCCACGCGUGCACAGCCGUGCGGAAUUACCCAGAGAAUGAAGUUACUUUGUUGGACUCCAUGUCAGCACUGGCCGACCUUGGCUGGGAGGCUUACCCUAAUGAAGGGUGGGAGGAGAUCAGUGUGAUGGAUGAGAGGAACACUCCGAUGAGGACCUACCAGGUGUGCAACGUGAUGGAAGCCAACCAGAACAACUGGCUGCGGACGCGGCACAUCAGCCGGGAGGGUGCGCAGCGAGUCUACAUCGAGAUCAAGUUCACCCUGAGAGACUGCAACAGCCUGCCCGGUGUCCCCGGUACCUGUAAGGAGACGUUCAACAUGUACUACUAUCAGUCCAACAAUGCCAACUUGUGGUUCAUCAAGGAAAGCCAGUAUGUAAAGAUUGACACUAUUGCUGCAGAUGAGAGCUUCACACAGGUGGAUGUUGGUGACCGCGUCAUGAAGCUGAACACGGAGGUACGAGACAUCAGCAACCUGAGUAAAAAGGGUUUCUACCUGGCCUUCCAGGACUUGGGUGCCUGUAUCGCUCUGGUCUCAGUCAGGGUCUUCUACAAGAAGUGUCCCCUCACGGUGCUCAACCUGGCCCAGUUCCCCGACACAAUAACCGGUGGGGAUACGGCGCUGGUGGAGGUCCACGGCAUGUGCGUGAACGCCUCCGAGGAAUUUGAGGCUCCUAAGAUGUACUGCAGCGCAGAUGGAGGCUGGCUCGUCCCCAUCGGCAGGUGUGUGUGCAAACCAGGCUUCGAGGAGAACAAGGACGUCUGCCAACCAUGCAGACCUGGAACCUAUAAAGCUUCAGCCACAGAUGCCUACUGCACCAAAUGUCCUCCUCACAGCUCGUCCCCUCAGGAACAAGCCACUGAGUGCAUUUGUGAGAGAGGCUUCCAUCGUGCUGAUUCUGACCCACGCUCAAUGGCCUGCACUCGUCCUCCAUCUGCUCCAGAAAACCCCAUCUCUACAGUGAAUGAGACCUGCGUGACCUUGGAGUGGUCACCGCCCAGAGACACAGGGGGUAGAGGGGACAUUGCCUACAGCCUCCACUGCAGGAAGUGCUUCGGUGACGGCAAGAAGUGCACGCCGUGCGGCGGCAGUGUCCAUUUUGUGCCAAGACAAUUCGGCCUGUUGUCAGCCUCUGUGUUGAUCACCGACUUACAGCCGGAUUCCAACUACAGCUUCACUAUUGAGAGCCAGAAUGGAGUGUCAGACUUAAGUCCAACGCCCAGAGGAGCUGUAGUACUAAACGUUACAACGUCACAGACAGUGAGCGUUGUCUUAAAGGAAAGACGAAGCAAGGACAGUGUGACUUUGGCCUGGCAGGGUCCAGAGAGACCAAACGGAGAGAUAGUGGAAUAUGAGGUCAUCUACUAUGAGAAGAACCAGCGGGAGCAGAACUACACAGUUCUGAAGACUCGCUCCAACAUGAUGACAGUGGACGGGUUGAAGCCGGGGACCACCUACGUGUUCAGGGUCAGGGCUCGAACCGACGGGGGCUACGGGAGCUACGGUGGAGAAAUAGAGCUGGAAACCAGCCACGAGGACGUCUUGGCCAUCGGGGACCCAAACCAGUCCACCAUAAUGGUCGUGUCCGUUGCUGGGGGAAUUGUCCUCCUCAUCUUCCUGGUGACCUGCUUUGUUGUCAGCGGAAGACACUGUGGAUACAUCAAAGCCAAGCAGGACCCUGACGAAGAGAAGAUGCAAUUCCAACACGGCCGAGUGAAGCUUCCAGGCAGCAGAACCUACAUCCAUCCUCACACCUACGAAGACCCUAACCAGGCCGUCCGAGACUUCGCCAAAGAGAUAGAUGCUUCCAACAUUCGCAUAGAGAGAGUCAUUGGAGCAGGAGAGUUUGGGGAGGUGUGCAGUGGACGCCUGCGUGUGCAAGGGAAGAGGGAGAUCUACGUUGCCAUCAAGAGUCUGAAGGCAGGAUAUUCUGACAAACAGAGGAGGGACUUCUUAUCCGAGGCCUCCAUCAUGGGACAGUUCGACCACCCCAACAUCAUCAGGCUGGAGGGUGUUGUCACAAAAUAAACAUGACGGCCAGUUCACAGUCAUCCAGCUGGUUGGCAUGUUGCGUGGCAUCGCCUCAGGUAUGAAGUACCUGUCAGACAUGAGCUAUGUUCAUAGAGACCUGGCCGCUCGCAACAUCCUGGUCAACGGUAACCUCGUGUGUAAGGUGUCAGACUUUGGCCUGAGUCGAGUUCUGGAGGACGACCCCGAGGCCGCGUACACAACAAGGGGAGGAAAGAUCCCCAUCAGAUGGACGGCUCCAGAGGCCAUAGCCUACAGGAAGUUCACCUCAGCCAGUGAUGUGUGGAGUUAUGGUAUCGUCAUGUGGGAGGUGAUUUCAUAUGGAGAGCGACCUUACUGGGAGAUGUCCAACCAGGAUGUGAUCAAAGCAAUAGAUGAGGGCUACCGUCUUCCUGCUCCAAUGGACUGUCCUGUGGUGUUACACCAGCUCAUGUUGGAUUGCUGGGAGAAGAGCCGCAGUGACCGGCCCAAGUUUGGACAGAUUGUCACAAUCCUGGACAAACUCAUCAGAAACCCAGCCAGUCUCAGAGAGCUGGCCAACAGUUCAGUGUGCAGGGAGGACCCACCCACUCCAGAGUUCAGUGUGAACACGGUGGACGACUGGUUGGAAACCAUCAAGAUGGGCCAGUACAAGGAGAACUUCUCCAGUGCUGGAUAUGUCAGCUUGGACUCUAUCCUCUACAUAAGUGUCAGUGAAUUGACAAAGAUGGGAGUGACUCUGGCUGGCCACCAGAAGAAGAUUUUAUCCAGUGUGCAGAGCCUGCAAGCCCAGGGGACGCAUGUCCAUGUAUAACAGUUUCCACAAAGACACACGGUGAGACAGACUUGAACUGGAUGCUCCUGUGAAGAGCCUCCCCACUAAAAUGGAGUUGGAAUGGAUACUUUGUGCUUGGGUCUCCAUUGAUUUUGAGACACACUAAAAUGGAGACAACAUUGACGUUUGACUCCUUCACCUUCCCAUGCCCCCCCACCCUUCUGCAUCGUCGAUGGGCACUUCUGGCUUUAGCACUCAGAGUCCCAGCAACACCGUCACUGUAAUGGAGCAGCAGAGUGACACGCUACCAACAAGACCGCACAUAGAGCAUCCCAGGCCAUUUCACAACAUGUCAACUUAACAAAAAGGAAGAAAAAAAAAACUUUUGACAUAAGAAAUAGAUUAAAAAUAGAAUAUAAUGUUCAUCACUGUUUGUGAGGUGUACAGUCGGGUUUUACCAUUGUUUUGUUUGUUUUGUGUUUUCACAAUGAAGGAUUUAAAAAGGGUCAUAAGAUGUGUAUAUGUGUAGAUAAAUGUUUAUACGGGCAGUGUUUCCCACAACCAUAGAGAUGGACCUAACGUUUGUAUUGGUGGUGAAGAUUAUAUUGCGCAACAUUAGCAGGAAUUAUUACCCUGUAGAUAUGGCUUCUUUUAUUGCGGUCUGCUCCAAGAAAGCCAAUGAAUGAGCCAAGAUUGUGAACGACCUGAAUGUGUGAGGAGAGGGAGAAAUAAGAAACUGGACCUGUAGCGAUGGAGAUGCAUGUAGAUUUUGCUAGCUCGUGUUGGGUGUGU